Messenger RNA from Microplitis demolitor, 2763 nucleotides. It is a transcript of the gene Socs44A, whose product is annotated as suppressor of cytokine signaling 6. Gene Ontology annotation, cellular component: phosphatidylinositol 3-kinase complex. Gene Ontology annotation, molecular function: 1-phosphatidylinositol-3-kinase regulator activity. The transcript has 4 exons. Lineage: Eukaryota; Metazoa; Arthropoda; Insecta; Hymenoptera; Braconidae. The record is from RefSeq and is a predicted model, not a curated record. The coding region runs from base 359 to 1306 and encodes 315 amino acids. Gene Ontology annotation, biological process: intracellular signal transduction; phosphatidylinositol phosphate biosynthetic process.
GUGUCCCCAUCCCAUUAAAUUAUUUCUGUUCAAAAAUAUAGUAGUCCCCGCGAAAAAGUCGUUCUAAAAUGGGUAGUGGAUGUAUAGGAAAUUCGUGCUAACUAACGGUAGUGGGAGGACGACUUUUUCGCCGGGACUACUAUAUAUACUUAUAAUACUGAAAAAAAUAUAUUUAAAAACAACCCUGACGUGUACUUUAAAUGUAGCUGGAAAUGUUAAGUAAAUAUCUAAACUAUGUACACUGAGAAAAAAAAAUACUAUUGUCCAAACAAGAAUUUCUCGUGAAAAACGGAUUCUGGAAUCUCAGAAAAUUAAAGAAAAAAUAAAGUAAAAUUCAUUUGAAAAAAUAGAUUGUUUGAUGGAUGAAAAAAAAUCCAUUGGUUUGCUCAAAAGUAUUAAAAAGAAUUUAUCCUUAAGAAAUUUGUACAAGUUUAAAAAAAAGAGAAUAGUUAAAGAUCCUCAUGAAUUGGAUGUCGGAACAAGCAGUAUUGACUUGAACGAAAUAAGUUCUUUAAAUCACGAAAGAUUCGUUGGAGUCAAAGACGAUUGUCUCGGUCUCGCUGAUUCUGUAGAUUUAAAUUGUUCUGAACACAAUCAGCGAUCUGAGCAUGAUAUUGAUUAUGAAAAUCAACGUUAUAUUGCUCAUUGCAAUAUAGAAAUUAUGUGUAAUUCAAAAGAAUCAUCAAAUGUAAAUACUAAUGACAUAAACGUUGAUAUAAAUAAAAAUAAGAAUUAUAUCGAGAGAGAUAAUUUAAACAAUGAUUUCGACGUUAAAUGCAUUAAUAUUGAUGGAGAAUCGAGUCAAUCAACUUUGUCACAAGAAUUGCUGAAGUUAAGCAAGUAUGGAUGGUAUUGGGGGCCUAUGUCAGGUGAGCAGGCGGAUGCUCAAUUACUUUCUGAACCAGAUGGUGCCUUUUUAAUUCGAGAUUCGUCUGAUGAUAGGCAUUUAUUAACGUUGAGUUUUAAAUCUGCCGGUAAAUUGUUGCAUGCACGAGUUGAGCAUAGUGGUGGUAUGUUUUCGCUUUGUAACCAAGGAGAAAGUGGUAGAUUCUCAUCAAUACCAGCUCUUAUAGAUCAUUCAAUGAAUUUUAGUAAAUAUUCGGUGUUCUGUUAUUCACGACCGAGGCAUCCAGGUCAUCCAGCAUUUCCUGUACGACUCACCAAACCUGUCAGUCGUUUCACGCAAGUCAGAAGCUUACAAUAUUUAUGUCGUUUUGUGAUACGGCAAAAGACUCGACGGGACAAUAUUCAUAAACUCCCUCUACCAGAAACUAUUAAAAAAUAUGUUGAAGAAGAUUAUUAUUAACAAAGUUUUUUAAGUUUAGUAAUUAAUGAUUUAAUAAAAGUUAAUAAAUAACGGUAAAUAUAAAAUAAAAAUGGAAACUUACUUUUUUUUUUGUUAACAGUAAUAUUAAUAAUGAUAAUGUUAAUGAUAAUGAUAAUAAUAGUAAUAACUAUGAUAAUAAUAGUAUACAUAUGUUAGGGUGUCCGUUAUUUCCCAAGUUAGAUUUUUUUACUUGGCCAUGAUAUAAAUCAUUCAUUUGUGAUCCAAAAAUAAUAAAAAAAGAAUUAAAGCCUUUAUUCCAAUGCCAUUUAAUUUUGCCUAGAUAAUGGUAAUUUCCCAUUUUAGUAUGAAAAAAAUUUUAUUACUCGCUUAAGGUAGUUUACUCGCGACAUUCGUAGCCAAAAGUAUAGCGUCAUCGUAACUACAAAAAGUUAGAUAUAAUCAAUACCAGAAUAUUUUAUUUUUGUAAGAGCCCUAGCGGAUUUGAAUCACGGUGGAAACACCGAGGAAGUAUAAAAACCGUGGAUCCACGGUGGUUACCCAGUGGGGUUGUGCCAUUUUAUCACCGCAUAUACACGGUGUAUCUACCGUGAUUACACAGUACAUCCACCGUGGUAUCACCACAUAACCACCGAGAUUAAACGGUACACACACUGAUUUAUAUAUAAUAAUAUAAAUUUUUAUGGUUCAAUUUCAUGUAAAUGUAUAAAAUUACAUUAUUUUGUAUAUAAUCUUACUAUUUAUUUAAUCAGUCAAAAAACUUAGAUAUAAUUUUUUAAUUUUUAUAUAAUUUUAAAAAUUUGUAUACAAUUUUAUAUGAUCAUAUAAAAUUUUUAAUAAUUGGAUUCUAGCAAAUUCUACAUAAUAGCAAUUUCUGAGUGAGUAUCAUGCUGUGCAGGUGUGUGAAUCAUGAAGUUUUGUGAAAUAAUUAAGAUACGCUCAUAUAACGUAACAUAAUUCGAAAAAACUGAUUUUAUAAUGAUUCAUAAAUCUUAUAAAGUCGAUGAAAUUUUUUUAUUUACCGCAUUUAUAAAUGUUAUAAAGUGUAAUAACUUUUUUAAAAUUUCUGGAAACAGGCUAACAAGAUCAUUAGUGGGACAGUUAAGGGAAUUUCAAAGUUUCAAUAAUGAAUUUAGUUAUAAAAAACUGAAAUAUCAACUUACAAUAUUUUUUUUAAGUUUGAAAAAUUUCAUCUUCUUAUUUAUAUAAUUGGUCAAAGCAAGUAUUCAUUGUCCCGUUAUUAGUGGGUAUAUCAAUAUUGGUCUCGUUACCAUGUAAACAAUAAUAUAAUUAAAUAUAACACAAAUAAGAAAACAAUCUCGACGUGAGAUUGUGAAAUCAAAUCAGUCACAGAGAUUGAAAUCGCUUUUAAUUAUUAAUUAUGUCUUCAACAAUAUUUUGUAGGUGAAAAUUUACUAUUUAAUAGAAUAAAUUGAGUUUUAGGCUAAUUGUGGCCGGGCGUACGAACUGGACCUUGA